Molecule: messenger RNA, 1695 nt
Organism: Drosophila albomicans
Lineage: Eukaryota; Metazoa; Arthropoda; Insecta; Diptera; Drosophilidae
Product: calphotin
Exons: 1
Coding region: 1-1695 (564 amino acids)
Source: RefSeq, a predicted model, not a curated record
AUGAAGAGUGUUCAAGUGAUCCGUCUGCAGCCUGAUGAGUGGCAAACUCAUGAUGCCGGCGAAUUAGACGCAGCUGCCGCAUUGCUUAUGCUGCGCUAUCAGUACAACAUCAAGAUCCAAAGAGUUGGUGCUGCAACUGAAGAUUCCGACGAUACGAAGCCGCCAUCGCCAGCUCCACCGCCGCCACCGGCUCCGGUGACAGCCACUGUCGUGGUGCCCAAGGCAGGCAUCUCUGCUGCAGCCGUCAACAACAACGGGAACGCAAAGGUAAUCUUGGCGGGUAAACCAAAUCUGGUCAUCAUAGCCAAGCCAAAAGCAGCCACGGCUGCUGCACCAUCCAAUAUGGUGGUUAUCUCCAAGCCAAAGGCAAUAAUUGCUCGCCGAGCUCUACCGGCUGCUACUGUCAAAUCAUUCCCAGCUUGUGGUCCGAAACCAACAACAGUUGCUGCUCUCAAGCUAUCUCCAAAGGCUGCUGCUGCUGCUAAGCCAAUUACAGUUGCUGAUUUUAAGCAAGCUAUGAUUACUGGUGCCAAAAUAAUUCCAGUUGCUGUUCCUAAGCAUAUUACAAUUGCUGGUCCCAAGCCAGUUCCAGUUGCUGCUCCUAAGCCAAUGGCAGUUGUUGCUCCCAAGACAAUGGCAGUUGUUGCUCCCAAGCCAAUGGCAGUUGCUGCUUCUAAGCCAAUGGCAGUUGCUGCUCCUAAAGUUGUGCCAGUCGUGGCAACCACAUCGGCAGUUACUGCUCCCACAGUUAUUACAGUUGCUGCUCCUAUUGCAUUGCCAGUCGUCGCCUCCACAUCGGCUGCUGCUGCCGCCGCUGCCGCCAAAGCAGCUGAACAGGACUACACUACACCCAAGGAUCAAAUUCGUCCAGCUGUCAAGGUCGCCUCAUCGCAGCCGCUGAAGAAACGCGCUUUGCCGCCGUAUUUGCUGCGUUACGCCAUGACUCCAGACUGCGCCACAACUGUGACCGACAACAUCAACACUACUCAAGCUGCUCCCAGCACAUCUCAGGCUGCUGCUAUCACUGAGAUUCAGACUCAAACUCAAGCUGCUGCUACCACAUCUCAGGUGGUUGUCACCAUUGCUCAGGCUGCCAACACAACUCAGGCUGCCGCUCCAGUUGUUGCUGCUCCGAUUGCUGCUGCUCCGGUUGUUACUGCUUCGAUUGCUGCUGCUCCAGUUGUUACUGCUCCGAUUGCUGCUGCUCCGGUUGCUACCACAUACCACGUUGCUACCAGGAAAUCUGUGGCUGCUGCUGCUGCCAAGUCCCAGAUUGCUGCUGCUAAAACUCAGAUUGCUGCUACCAAAACUGAGAUGGCUGCUGUCAAAACUAAGAUUGCUGCUGCCAAAGCUAAGGUUGCUGCCACCACCACUAAAGCUGCUGCUGCUGCCAAGCCAGCUCAGGCUGCCGCUAGCACAUCUCGUCGGGCAAGCACUUCUCUUCCGACAUCUCGUGCCGCUUCUCGCGCUGCCUCUCGUGCUGCCAGCGCUUCUGGAUCGGCCAGCACUUCUCGUGCCCCAAGCACUGCCCGUGCUCCGACCACUGCUCGUGCUGCCACAAACGGCACACGUGCCACUGCCGCCGCCGUGGUCAAGGCCAAGGACAAGGUGCAUGGCAAUGAGUGCAACGCUUCGCUGUUGAAGUCGUGCCGCAACAUGAUUCGUGAGUUCCUCGAGAGUCAGAAUGCCUACUGA